AUGACGCCAAAAGAGAAGCAACCCUCUGAACCACCGUCUCCGAUUCCGACUAGUUCACUUCCCCAUGACAUCAUCGUCAACAUCUUAGCGCGUGUGUCGAGAUCGGAAUAUCCAAAACUCUCCCUCGUCUCCAAGCACUUCCGCUCGAUCCUUACGUCGCGUGAGAUAUACGCGACACGAUCCUCCUUGGGAUGCACGGAGCACUGUCUCUACGUUGUCCUCUUUAACCUAAAAACCAAGGAGAACCGUUGCUACAUUCUCCUCCGGACAACAACAAGUAGUCACCACCGCUUGGUCCUUGUCCCUUCGCUUCCCGCUCUCCCGUACGGACCGUACCCCUCAAGCUUCGCUUCUGCGGGCUCCAAGAUAUACGUCUUUGCUGACAUAAACGACAGCAACACGACGCUCAGCAUUGACUGCGAAUCUCACACCGUGCAAACUCUCCCCAGCAUCAUGCCUGAGCGCUUGUCUUAUACAAACGCUGACGUCAUCGACGGGAGAGUCUACGUCAUCGGACGUCUCUCGAAGGACUUGGAUAAGAUGAAGGUGGUGGUGUUCAACACGGAAACGCAAACGUGGGAGCCUGAGAUGACAAGGUCGGAGGUAGAGGCGGGUGACAUGUAUCAUGGGAGUGUGGUGAUGGGUGAUAAGAUGUACACUAAAGAUUUUGACAGCAGCUAUGUUUACGAGCCAAAGGAGAGGAAGUGGGAGACGGACGAGGUUAUGAACUCUAAGGAGUGGAGGUAUGGGUGCGUUGUUGAUGAUGUAUUGUACUAUUACGAAUGUGAAGAAGGCGAGGUGAAAGAGUUGAGAGCUUUUGAUGGGAAGGAGAGGUGUUGGCGAGUGGUGAAAGGUUUGGAGGGAUUGUUGAGGGAGACGAGAAGUUCAUUGUGGGCACAUACUGAGAGUUAUGGUGGGAAGUUGGCUUUGUUUUUCCCUAAAGGAGGAGAAGGAAGAAGAAGUGAGAUUUGGUGUGCGGGGAUUUCGGUGGAAAGACGUCAAGGAGGUGAGAUUUGGGGUAAGGUUGAGUGGUGCAAUCAUCUUGUGACUGGGUUUCAGAUUACUAAAACUCUAGAUGUUGUUGUUUGA
This is a messenger RNA of Eruca vesicaria subsp. sativa (arugula), 1089 nucleotides long. Lineage: Eukaryota; Viridiplantae; Streptophyta; Magnoliopsida; Brassicales; Brassicaceae. The record is from the annotation of a GenBank genome assembly.